Molecule: messenger RNA, 2117 nt
Organism: Exophiala mesophila
Lineage: Eukaryota; Fungi; Ascomycota; Eurotiomycetes; Chaetothyriales; Herpotrichiellaceae
Exons: 1
Coding region: 159-2117 (652 amino acids)
Biological process (GO): protein deubiquitination
Cellular component (GO): nucleus; cytosol
Molecular function (GO): cysteine-type deubiquitinase activity; cysteine-type endopeptidase activity
Source: RefSeq, a predicted model, not a curated record
CGCAUGUAGCCUGUCAGUCGCCGCCACUGAUCUUGUUCGUCUCUUCCCAUCUGUUUGAUAUCUUUUCGCAUGGCUGUCAGUAACAAGAUCAGUAGACCCUAUGCCCGACCUCAUUCACCAACGCGUUCCUCACCUCCACUGUCUGCCUUUCCUGCACCAUGAACAACCUCCCGGCAAGGGCAACUCAAGGCCCAUUAAAUGACUUUCCUUCACCAUCCGCCACUCCUCAGUUAUACCCUACCCUCACCAAAGCCAUAUCGACACUCGCCCUUCUUAUCCUGGGCUAUUAUGUGGUUUCGCUCCUUGACGCCUGGCCGUCAACCCUACAAAGAUCUGCUUUUGAAAUAGCGGCCUUCCUCCUUCCCUCACGUAUUCUCUACGCCAUGCAGUAUACCAUGGUCCGCCUCGGUCGCUUAAACCCCGAAGAUGCCAAAUUUAACCGACGAGACUACGGUGAUUUGCACGCCAAACAGGAAGCCUUGAAGACAAUUCUCGGACACCAGCCUAUGCCAUUUAUCCUUCAUCGUGUCCGCAGUCUGUCAAGUAACUCCAGCGUAACCAUACAAUCACCUAUUGGUACAACUCCUCCUGGCCUAGGCAAUUGGGACAAUUCAUGCUAUCAGAAUAGUACGCUGCAGGGCCUAGCCUCAUUACCGGCGUUCCUCAACAGCCUUGAGUCAAGCCUAGACUUUUGUAAUCAGUUCCCUGUCAACAGUGAGACACAUCGUGCGUUGGCAGGCUUUCUCCAAGAUCUUACGACGUUGUCCAGUUCUCGGACAGUUUUAUGGACACCAAAGAUCCUCAAAUCGAUGGACAGUUGGCAGCAACAGGAUGCACAAGAGUAUUUUUCAAGAAUAUUGGAAGCAAUUGAGAAAGAGGCUAUCAGAUCGGUCAAAGCUUGUCAAACGUCGUCUCAACCUGGCCUGGAGUGCGUGCAAAGUCUCUUUGCUGGCGGCAAAAUGCCCACAGCAACAUCAGAUGACAUACAGGAGCAAUCCCGGGGGCAAAUUCCAAAAAUGGCCCAUGGUGUCGAGUCGCACAAUGUCUUACGCGAUAUUCGCAGCCCUCUAGAUGGUCUGACCGCUCAAAGCCUGCGAUGUACGACCUGUGGUUUCACUGAGGGACUGUCUUUAACACAGUUUAACUGUCUUACAUUGAACCUAGGUCUCAGAGGAUUCGCCACUCUGGAAGACUUGAUCGAUGACUUCACCGAGCCCGAAGAGGUCCAAGAGGUGGAAUGUGACCGAUGUACAAAGAACGAGCGUGAUCGAGUCACUCAAGGACGUGAUAGCACAGAUGCGAUCAAUGAGUCAAAUCAGGAGCACGGGGGAAAGCUCAAGCCGGUUUUGAGGACCAAGCUGAAACAAAUCACUCUCGCCCGAUUGCCAAAGGAUCUUGUCCUACACAUCAAUCGCAGCAUCUUUGACGAUUUUGGCAAUCAACGAAAAAACAGCUCGGCUAUCAAAUUUCCAAUCUUUCUGAGCGUGUCGAAUCGAUGGAGUGUACCUCUUGACAAUGGCGAACGCCAGAAUCAAGUCGUGUAUGAGUUGAAGUGUGUCGUAACUCAUUACGGGCGGCACGACAAUGGGCAUUACAUUGCAUUGGGCAAAAGAGAUAAGGACUGGUAUUCGUUCAAUGAUGAAAGGGUAACCAAGAUCAGUGAAGAGGAAGUCCUUGGCUAUGGCAACGGUUUCAUGUUUUUCUAUGAAGCAGUGACACCGGAACCGGCCAUGCGCCCAAUUGUUGAGCAAGAAGCAAACAUGUCAGAAGCUAACAUGUCGACUGAAGUGUCUCACGAUGAGGCGAGAGUGAUGGGCGCGAGAGGAGAGAGUUCGGAGAUUGACUCUGAGACUGUGGACUCGAUCGUAGUGGAAGAAAGUGCUCCUGCGACUGCUACAGAUGGAGAUGAGACGCAGGUUUGCCUCGCACCAGCACCUCCUCCGCCACCUGAGUCGAUUACACAGGGAAAAGAGCUGGCCCUGGAUGAGAGUCCGCCGUCACUGCCGGACGAACCAGAAUCGAAGGGCAUCCCAACAAUGCGGACUGCUUCAGGUUUCCUAGACCAAGGUCAGGAGGCCAUCCACCUUGUCAAAGCUCCAAUUGUGCAGAGACUUUGA